Epinephelus fuscoguttatus (brown-marbled grouper) is the source of this 2248-nucleotide messenger RNA. It is a transcript of the gene foxa1, whose product is annotated as forkhead box A1. The transcript has 2 exons. Gene Ontology annotation, molecular function: transcription factor binding; DNA-binding transcription factor activity, RNA polymerase II-specific; RNA polymerase II cis-regulatory region sequence-specific DNA binding. The record is from RefSeq and is a predicted model, not a curated record. Gene Ontology annotation, biological process: cell differentiation; anatomical structure morphogenesis; regulation of transcription by RNA polymerase II. Bases 162 to 1391 code for a protein of 409 amino acids. Lineage: Eukaryota; Metazoa; Chordata; Actinopteri; Perciformes; Serranidae.
UCCUGGCCCGGCUCGGCUCAGCUCGGCUCGGACCAGGACACACACACCCUUAUACACGUACACACACACUGACGGACAGACCGAGGAGGACAGGAGCAGGAGAGCGCGGGAGAGCAGGAGCGGGACCUGCAGGAUCCGGGUUCCGGCUGCGGGCUCCCGUCAUGCUGGGCACGGUGAAGAUGGAAGGGCACGAGGCUCCGGACUGGAGCGGAUACUACAGCGAGGAGGUGUAUUCUCCAAUGACAGGCGGUGGAAUGGGUUCUGGUCUCGGGAUGGGCUCCAUGUCGGGCUACAUGUCCAGCAGCGGGACCACGUCAGGCUCCUUCAACAUGUCAUACAGUGGGACUGGUCUGAGCCCCGCCCCGGUUGGGGGAAUGGGUGGCCCAGCCCCAACGGCCAUGUCGGGUUUGGGAGGGGGUGUAGCCUCAAUGGGCGGGACUCUGAGCCCAUCCAGUAUGAGCUCGGUGUCAGCCCAACAGGCCUCGAUGGGUCUGAACCCGUAUGGGGGCAUGAGUCCCACCAUGAGUCCCGGCAUGGCCUACGGUGGUGGCGGGCUGAACCGUGGCCGUGACAACAAGGCAUUCCGACGGAGCUACCCGCACGCCAAACCCCCCUACUCGUAUAUCUCACUGAUCACCAUGGCGAUCCAGCAGGCGCCCAGCAAGAUGCUGACGCUGAGCGAGAUCUACCAGUGGAUCAUGGACCUGUUCCCGUAUUACCGGCAGAACCAGCAGCGCUGGCAGAACUCCAUUCGGCACUCGCUGUCCUUCAACGACUGCUUCGUUAAGGUGUCGCGCUCGCCGGACAAACCGGGGAAGGGCUCAUACUGGACCCUGCACCCGGACUCCGGUAACAUGUUCGAGAACGGCUGCUACCUGCGCCGCCAGAAGAGGUUCAAGUGCGAGAAGAAGAUGUCGACAAAAUCAGACGGCAGGAAGGAGCAGGGGGGAGGAGGGGGAGGAGCAUCUCCCUCUGGGGACUCCAUCAAACCUCCAGGACUCCUGGACUCCUCCUCCCUGCCUUCCUCCAGCCAGACGACCUCGCCUCCCGGUCUGGACCUGCGGGGAGGCGUCGGCGGGACCUCGGACCUGAAGGUGUCCAGCUCCCAGCUGCUGUCCUCCCUAUCGUUACCCCCCCACUCCAUGGCGCAUGAGUCCCAGCUGCACCUCAAAGGUGACCCCCACUACUCCUUCAACCACCCGUUCUCCAUCAAUAAUUUAAUGUCGUCCUCAGAGCAGCAGCACAAACUGGACCUGAAGGCCUACGAGGCGCUGCAGUACUCCUCCUACGGCGCUGGGGGGGCCUCCGGCCUCGGGGGGAGGACCAUGGAGCCUUUGGAGGCAUCCUACUACCAGGGGGUGUAUCCCAGACCGCUCCUCAACACCUCGUAGUACCCGCUGCACUUCCUGUUUGGACUCUUACUCUCUGCAUGCAGCCGUUCUGGACUUCCUGUCUGACUGUGAUGAUCGACUCUGCUGCUGCUGGUCUGAACUCCUGCACUGUGACCAAACCAGGACACUAAGAGACACGUUCAAACUGAUCCCAGGUCUGUUUUCUCCUUUUACACACAGAGUCACAAACAACUACAGCUCAUGUUUCAAAGGUUCACAGUCCAGCAGUCACAUGCAGCACUGCUGCAGCAGGUUCCCUCAUGAUAGCGAUUUCCACCCAACAGUAGUCGGGACCCCAACAGGUCUUAGAGCUCAACAGGGUCCAACAGGAGAGUUAAAAAAAACACUGUUCGAGGUUAAAAAACCCCAUCUGAACAUAAAUAAAUAUCCAGCAUUCAUUCUGUCCAAUAAUAUAAAACAGGUUUUAGACGGAGACAGAAACUGGUUUGUUGGUACUAGUUGGUUUACUGGAUGUAUUUCAGCCUCGCAGUGACUCCAGAGCUUCAAGUUUAAUAUGAGAGUCAAGAACUGUUCACAGACCAGAACUCAGCCGAAAGACUGCAACUUCACUAUCAAUUGGUUUUUGGUAAUUUGAUUUCAAAUUAAAAAGGGGCCAGACAUCCCAACCUGAGUCAAGAUCCCCAAAAAAUCCCUACCUGGGGUUCUGGAGUCCGGAAGCCCCUACGUAUCCAAACCUGAGGGUCUGGACCCCCCGACAGAUCCCUACCUGUGGGGCUGCACUCCCAAAAAAUCCCAUCCUGAGGGUCUGGACUCUGGAACACCCUACAUAUCCAAACUUGAGUGCCUGGACCCCCCACCAAAUUUCAAUCUGAGAUUCUGGACUCCAGAACCCCCUA